UGUGCUCGGUGCAGCAGCCUGUUCGACGGAGCGGCCCUCGGUCCCGGCUGCUCCUGCCUCCUCCGCCGCCGCUUCCUGCUCCGCCUCCUCCGCCAGGCCUCCCUCCAGCCCCGCUCCCGCUGCCUUUGCCGCCGCCCCCUCCCGACGCUCUCGGGCCUCCAGGAGCCGUUUCGAGCGCAGAUCGACCGAGACCAAAAGACGGGCCGUCUGCUGGAAGACAGCCUUUGUUCACCAUGUAUAGGCCAAAAGUAAGCUUGAAAGACCGGCAGCAACUUUAUAAACUGAUAAUAAGUCAGUUGCUCUAUGAUGGCUAUAUCAACAUUGCUAAUGGUUUGAUAAAUGAGGUGAAGCCACAGUCUGUUUGUGCCCCCUCUGAACAAUUGUUGCAUCUUAUUAAAGUGGGAAUGGAAAAUGACGAUAGUGCCGUUCAGUAUGCCAUUGGGCGCUCUGAUACAGUAGCUCCUGGCACAGGAAUUGACUUGGAGUUUGAUGCAGAUGUGCAGACUAUGUCUCCGGAGGCUUCAGAAUAUGAGACCUGUUACGUCACAUCCCACAAAGGACCGUGUCGUGUUGCUACAUAUAGCAGAGAUGGACAGUUAAUAGCCACAGGGUCUGCUGAUGCCUCAAUAAAAAUAUUGGAUACAGAAAGAAUGUUGGCAAAGAGCGCUAUGCCCAUUGAGGUUAUGAUGAAUGAAACAGCCCAGCAGAACAUGGAGAACCACCCAGUUAUUAGAACUCUUUAUGAUCAUGUGGAUGAGGUGACCUGUUUAGCUUUCCACCCAACAGAACAAAUCCUUGCCUCAGGAUCAAGAGAUUAUACACUUAAAUUGUUUGACUAUUCAAAACCAUCUGCCAAAAGAGCCUUUAAAUAUAUUCAGGAAGCAGAGAUGCUGCGUUCUAUCUCGUUCCAUCCUUCUGGAGACUUCAUACUUGUCGGGACCCAGCAUCCUACCCUGCGACUGUAUGACGUUAACACUUUCCAGUGCUUUGUGUCUUGUAAUCCUCAAGACCAGCACACAGAUGCCAUCUGCUCAGUUAAUUACAAUGCAAGUGCUAACAUGUAUGUGACGGGCAGCAAAGAUGGAUGUAUCAAGUUGUGGGAUGGUGUUUCAAAUCGUUGUAUCACUACUUUUGAAAAAGCACACGAUGGGGCUGAAGUCUGUUCUGCCAUUUUUUCCAAGAAUUCAAAGUAUAUUCUCUCAAGUGGAAAGGACUCAGUAGCCAAACUCUGGGAGAUAUCCACAGGGAGAACGCUGGUCAAAUAUACAGGAGCGGGUCUGAGUGGUCGCCAGGUUCAUAGGACACAGGCUGUCUUCAACCACACAGAAGACUAUGUACUGCUUCCGGAUGAAAGGACCAUUAGCCUUUGUUGCUGGGACUCACGAACCGCUGAAAGGAGGAACCUUCUUUCCUUGGGGCACAACAGCAUUGUUCGCUGCAUUGUCCAUUCUCCUACCAAUCCUGGCUUCAUGACUUGCAGUGACGACUACAGAGCUCGAUUUUGGUACCGAAGGUCAACUACAGACUAAAGCCAAAGCUGUGAAAUACUUGUCUGAAUUUUAUUCCUUUUUUCAUCUAUACUUCAUUUUGUUUCUACCUUGAUGGAUUAGCAUUUAAGUUUACACUCGGUUUAAAACUGAGAAGAAGCUCUACAGGAAAGUUGAUUUUAAGGUUGUGUCUGUAUAUUGAAAACAAAGGGGCAGCUUAGAACUUUCUCCCCAUACUCUAGUUGCAGGGUUGCCAAAUUUCACUACUCAGACCGGGUCUUGGAAUGUUUUAAACUCUAACCUUAUCUGUUUCGUCUGACACACACUUUUUUGCCUUCUGAUUGUUCGUUUCUGUCUUAAAAUUUUGUACCAUGCUUUUGUGUUUUUAAUUAUUGUUUAGAGGUGGAGAUCAAUUAAACUAAUGUUUGCUUAUAAAA
Molecule: messenger RNA, 1924 nt
Organism: Anolis sagrei ordinatus
Lineage: Eukaryota; Metazoa; Chordata; Lepidosauria; Squamata; Anolidae
Gene: CSTF1
Product: cleavage stimulation factor subunit 1
Biological process (GO): mRNA 3'-end processing
Cellular component (GO): mRNA cleavage stimulating factor complex
Molecular function (GO): RNA binding; protein binding
Source: RefSeq, a predicted model, not a curated record